ACGUAGACAGGGUGGAAAUACCAUAGACUGUAUAAAAACAGGGAAAUACACGGUGUAGCUAGAUAACCGCUUUCAUUUGAAUUAAUGUCUGUGUUUAAAAAGAAGCUUUGAAAACUUUGAAAAGUCAAUUGUUAUCCUAGGUUGCAGGUCUGGCUGGAACAGGAACCAUCCCACUACCUCAACUACAAGCAAUCACCAUGGAGGUAUGCAAUGUUCCACCAGGCUGUCAAAUGUCCUGCUCGUUUUUUGGGUGCAAGAGGACCUACAAUAGUCCUGAAGCACUGAAUAGUCAUCUUCAGGACCAUCAAAAGAACACUGCCGCUUCUCUGUCUCUUCCAGGGAAAACCUUCAUAUGCUCUCAUAUAGGAUGUGAUGGUUCAUUCAACAACAUGCAGCAGCUAAUGGAACAUAUGAGGCACCACCACAAGCCAAAUAAUUUUUUCCUGUGCGAGAGCUGCAGGGCCAAACUGCGUUCUUACCGCACUCUUCUCAAACACCUGCAGACCUGUGCUAAAGUUGCUAAGAACAAGGCUGCAAAAAUAGAGACUGGAAUGGCACCUGACGCAGAUCCCACCAAUGUUCCGCUCGCUUCCGCUGACAUGGAAUCAUCUGGACCCCUCUUAGCCCCAAAUGCACCUGAGGAGAUGGAGUCUAUGCCCUCUUUGCCCACAAAUCCAACACUGGCAAGCAUGCCAGUAACCCAGCGGCUCCCAGAAAACAACGCAUUCGCUAACCCCAUACCUGCAGGGCCUGUAACUGUGCCCCUUGCCACUCUAAAUCCUGCCUCAAUCCAAAAUCUUCUUUGCCAACCAGAAUCUCCCUACAGCUCUUUUCCACCUACUCUGUCUCCUGUUAACCCAGUCUUCCAGGCUGAUCCGGGGCUACAGCAGCAGCAGAGGUCUCCUAGGUCUGGUCCUCCCAGUCUGGCCGCUUCACCACCCCUGCCGUCACCACCAGGAUCAAACGCAGUCUGGAGGAAGAACCAAGGUCAGUCCUUCAACUGCCGCAUCCUGUGGGAGCACACAAGAGGUCGGUACAGUUGCCUACAGUGCGGCCACUGCACCCCAGACCGGGGGGAGAUGACCACUCAUAUUGAGGGCCAACACAAGAACCCAGGGGGCAAAGUAAACACUGAUCAUGAUACAGAGAUUGCCACCGCAUCUUUACCGGCUAAGACUUCACUAAACUCUGAGAACUCAACUUAUACACAGCUCUAACAUGAAAUGAGAUGCUAAACCUGCUGAUUGACAAAUAAUUUUGGUAGUAGCAUUUUAUACAGAGGGAGAUACUCAAUUUUUAUUUCACCGACAGUGUGGACUUCAAGCGUCUGUGGUCUGGAUCUGUCAAUAUCACUAUUCAAACACAUGAAGAGCUGCAUGCCUUCCCUUCAGUAAGCAUUUAUGAGUCACCUAGACUAAGAAAAUAUCUUGUUAGGUUUCAUUAAAUAAUUUGAAAUGGCAUAUAAAUAAACUCCGUAAUGUUGUAAUAUUAUGUCACCUGCAUUUUUAUUUUUCCUUUUUACGAUAGGAAGUAUCUGCAAUAGAGAACAGCAAUUGUGUUCAAAAUGAAUGUGUCGUUUGAGUUAAAAACAUAAAAUUAUGCCAAAUGUUCAGUCUAUUUCAGUUUAUUCGAGAAUAAACCAUUUUGUUUCUAGACCAGUUGUUUGUACUGUUCACUACCUGCAAAUAAAACCUGUCUAGAAAAUGUAA
Molecule: messenger RNA, 1709 nt
Organism: Sinocyclocheilus grahami
Lineage: Eukaryota; Metazoa; Chordata; Actinopteri; Cypriniformes; Cyprinidae
Gene: znf414
Product: zinc finger protein 414
Exons: 7
Coding region: 198-1217 (339 amino acids)
Source: RefSeq, a predicted model, not a curated record